Molecule: messenger RNA, 7153 nt
Organism: Porites lobata
Lineage: Eukaryota; Metazoa; Cnidaria; Anthozoa; Scleractinia; Poritidae
Source: the annotation of a GenBank genome assembly
AUGCGUCCACUUUUGGUAUACGUGACGCGGUUUAUAGGAGGAUGUAUUAAUUGCUCAGGUACGUUUAGCAGGAUAAUUCUGGAAAUACGAUAUCACAGGAACUAGAAUAAUAAUAAUAAUAAUAAUAAUAAUAAUAAUAAAUACUUAGGGCGCUAUGGACUUCAGUUUUUAGGUUUUUGGUUUUUCUCUAGAAAUCUAGAAACACAAGCUUGCUGACGUUUUUACUUAGAUUUUUUAGAACAUUAGAGUGUGAUAUUAUUAUAAAUAUGUUUUUAGUAGAGAUAGCGAAGGUUUUACAGAGUAUCAGAAUUUAAUAAUAUUCUAAAUUGGCUUUUUAAGUAGAGAGACUUAUAUCACUAUGUAUUUUAGGAUUGUAUUCGUAUCGACCAUUUUUACUUCUAAGUAUAGCUUCUCAAAGUGGUGUAGGUUACUAUGCGCCCUAUACUACUCAUAAUGUGGACAGCAUUCCAAAGUUUCAUACUGCGACAUAAUAAUAAUAAUAAUAAUAAUAAUAAUAAUAAUAAUAAUAAUAAUAAUAAUAAUAAUAAUAAUAAUAAUAAUAAUAAUAAUAAUAAGCUCCCUCCUGAACAAGAGUGGCUAUGGGUACAACACCCCCAUGGAAAGAUCAGCCACCUCUUCACAUGGAUGACCUGAAGACCUACGCAAAAAGUGACGACGAACAAACGGGCCUGUUGAAAGCCAUCAAAUCUUUCAGUGACGACAUAGGCAUGGAGUUCGGAUUGGACAAGUGCGCCAAGGCCACCUUCAAGAAAAGGGCAACUAGGCCGACUCUAGUAACAUCAAGCUCGACGUCAACACCAUCAUACAGGACUUAGAACAGUAAGGUACCUACAAGUGCCUCGGAGUAAGCGAGGGAGACGGAGUCCAGCACUCUCAGAUGAAAGAGAAGAUCCGGAAGAGUACUACCGGGAUCGGAUGGAACUCCGCAAACAAACUGAAAGCCAUCAACACCUGGGCAGUACCAGUGGUAACUUACAGUUUUAACGUCACAAACUGGACAUUACAAGAAAUGGCCAAACUUGAUACAAAAGGUUAGAAAGUUCCCAGACCGUGUACAAGAUGCACCACCCCAAUCUGACGUGGACAGGCUUUACCUGCCCAGAAUGGAAGAGGUACAGGGGGGCUUACAGCUGGAGCUUUCCUACAAGUCAACCACUAUCGGUCUUGAUAAAUACCUCCAGGAGACACAGGAAACCCUUCUCCACUUUGUUAAAGACCAUGACGACAGGAACUUCUUGUACUCUAUCAACAGACAUCAUCUGGUUAUGUAAUAUAUUCCCAAAAAGAACAAAGGGUACCAAGGAAAGUGAAAAUAAGGCGGUAAAGAGCCCCAGCUUUAACACAGACUUUCCUAAACACUUCUUUGACGUGACAAAUAAGUUAAAUCUUAAUCUAAAUCAACACCUAUGAUCUAACUACCUUUACUACUCGAUACAGUUUCUGACAUCAUUUUGGCAGGUUCUGUUCAUUUCUUUGUGACAACUUUAGUGGGAAAAAAAAAACUAUCCAAGAAAGUUUGGUUAAAUUAUUAUGACCCCAUGACCACAUUUCGAAACCAUAGAAACCUAUUGUCACCAUAUCUUGGUAAAAAGAAAUAAACAAACAGCUACGAUCGAAAAACUGGCACAAACGGUUUGACAAAAAGUCGGAGAAAGAAGCUUAAUUAAUAAACGUUACUAAACUGCAUUCAGUGGGUACAUAUCAUGAAGAUGUAGCUUGCAAAAAGAUACAUUUAUUACUGACUUCAUUGUUUUCAGAUAAAAAGGCAGCCUGUGCAAUUAUAAGUGGCUACAUUAAAUCACGCAGGAGUGGUCUCUUGCUGACAUGUGAUAUCCAAUGUUGCACAAGUAACAACUGUAACGAUGCAGGUAAUGUAUGACGCGUUUCGAUCCGGGGAACCCUAUUUUAGCCUAUGCAAAGAGGAUCCCCCCAAAAAAGGAGAAAAGAAAGGAAAUCUGCCAUUUCAGUCUGUAAAAAGGCCCAAAAGGACUGAAAGAUGCAUUUUAAGGCAAGAAAAAUGCUCAAAACGACGAACCCUUAUAUGGUUAAAUGAAGGACAAUGUCAUUUUUAACUCAGCUUGUACUCCGGUCCACUUAUUAACAGUUUCAAGUCAAAGGUCUCUCCCAACUAAAUUAAUUAAAUUUAAAAAGGUGGUCUUGAAGACACUAGAGUAUCCCCACCACCAAAAAACUGAGCUAACUGAGCUCGUCGAAAGGUUCAUUCUUGCCUCUUUUCGCUGAUAUGUCAGGUAAUAUGAACUUUUUUCCUCACAGCUGCCGGUCUACCGACAUGUACUCAUUGCUUGAUACUUGCUCAACAAGGAUCCUCCCAAGCCUGUUCCCUAAAUCCAAGUUUUGGUUCGCUUGGGACGACUCAUUGUGGCUCUGUAGUAGGUAGUUAUCGGGAUGGCUCCGGAAAUGUUAAGGAUUUGGCAUAUCGAGGAUGUUUUGACUGCGCUGGUAAGUUAACAACCAGUUUUCACCACACUGAGGCUUAGGGCCAAGGCUCUCUCCUGGGAACGAGGUCGUCGAAUCAAGUCACUAAGCAGUUUGACGUCAUAGAACUUUUCAUGUAUUUACAAUGUUACUAUUACAAUUAGUUUUGUUCUCGAACUUUCGCUGGUUAACUUAAACGCAGGUGUAUUUUCACCUUAUUUUCUCCAACCCCGACUUUAGGGUAACAUUUGCAAAAAAGCGAGCACCUAAAGGCGUUUUGAAGAGCCAAUUUUGUAGUUUUCCCUAAUGGUGAGAGUGUAGAGCCGGGUUUUAAGCCACGCUUUACCAGCUGUGUGAUUUGCCCAUGCGUGAUUCUUGUUAGGGACAAGCCAUUACAAGAAUUUGCCCAUAAAUCGGGCUUAAAAGUUAAAAACGACUUAUUAAAAGUGAUGCCCCGGUUGUUCAAAGUUAAAAAAAACUGAUUGCGUUAUCCGCUGGAUAGUUAUUUAUCCAGUUGAUAGCGCUGUCCACCUUUCCAGAAUUUCAGUUUUCGAGGUUCUCUUUCAAUCCGUUAGGUUGCUCAUGCAACUUGCAAGGAUCACAUCCAAAGUUAAGAACAAUCCUGACAGAAUCUCCUUAAGCAUUUUAGAAGGACGAAAGAAGGGAAAAUUUCUCAAAUUAAGCUACACGACACUGGUAUUGUUGAUAUCGUUGCUUUCAAAGAGAAGUUCUGCAGCGCACGCUGCAUUAAAAAUCUUGCACUUCAGAGAGCCAGUUUACGUCGGUAGGUGUCUACAUUCUUAUCGCCACCUUAAGAAAACCAAGUGACAUUUCUUUAUCAGAUAAAAAAGCGGCUUGUUUUGCUCUUGGUGGUUAUUUGAAAAUGGCAAGAUCAUUGACUUUGUUGGAAUGUGAGAUCGACUGCUGCACUGGGAAGAACUGCAACACACAAAUACCGACCGGAUCGCCAUCAGCCAAUGCAGUCAAAGUAUUUACAACAGCAGGUAAUUAGACGAAGGUUGUUCUAUUCUUCAAGUAUCGUAUUAGAGAAAAAAGGAGGUAGAGGUGAAUACUAAACGCAUUAUUCAAUUUAUUCAAAGGCAUUCCAUCUCGUUAAUGGAGGACAGAGUUUCGCAGGUUAAGCGGUUUAAUUUUAAGUGAGUUUGGCCUUUUUUUGGAAGUGUAUUUUUCAAGUGCGUUUGUUGUUCACUUCUACCAUGCCACUACUAACUAGAAAUACGUGAAUCGCAGAGCGAAGCAAAGGCUAAAGGCCAGAAGUAAGAAGAAAGGGAAAAAGCCGAUAGGGAAAGGAAACUUUAUUUAUAAAUAUAAAAAAACAAAACAACAACGAAAAAAAAAAUAAAAUAAAGAAGGAGAGAGGUAGAAGAUCAGGAAUCGAACCUCGCGCCUCCAGAUUGGCGCGAUUUCUCCUUUACCACUGCUCUACUGAGGAUCACGAUAUAAGCACUAGUAAAAGUAUUUGAUGUAAACCCUUUUCCAUGAAACUUCCUCCGGCAAAGGCAGUUUAAAGCUUAACGAGCCGUAUUAAACACGAAUUCAAAGAUAUAUUUCAGGAAAAUAACCGAAAUAUUGACAGUCCAAAACGAAUUUUGUCUACGGAGUAGGACGCAAAACAUGUUUUCUUUUCCCGAUUUCCGCUGUUAUUUUGAAGUUAAUGGUCCAAAUCACAUCCAUUUUCUGUUAAAGGUACGAAAUUUAUCACCAAUGGCAUUUCUUGUCCUCCUCAAUGGCGGCUAAAGCAACCGGGCAAGUUUUGUGGCGGUUUUGUUUACACGCUGCCUUGUUGCUAGGCACCUGCGUUCGCCCAAACCGAUAGAGAGAGAGAGAGAGAGAGAGAGAGAGAGAGAGAGAGAGAGAGAGAGAGAUUUUUGACCAAAGCAAGAUCACGCGUCGCUUAGCGAUUGUUGUGCGCGUUGCCGCGCGCUGCAGGCGCUACAAAUUUAUAAACUCGUUUCGCUCGCGGACUUACGGCCACUCGCUUCGCGAGAAUAACAACAAUAAUAAUGAUAACCAUGAUAAUAAAAGAGACGAAUAAGACAGAAAACAUGAAAAAGUAAAAAGAAAUGAACACUAUUCACCUGCGAGCCAACCAAGGGCUAGUCAGGCACAAGGCUAUGUUUACUUAUGUAGUGCAUAGCAAAGAGGAUUGUAGUUCUUAAAAACUGAAGAAAUGUAAUCUGUCUAAUUUGGUAGAGGAAAGAGAGAUAGAAAAGGCGCAUGAGAAAAGGGAGAAGGUAGUCUGGAUUUAUUAGUAAGAGACUUAGGCUAGCCCACACACACCACAGAGCUUUUUGCCGGCUUGAAAAGCAUACCGGCUAUGGCUUCUGUUCUGUUAAGAACGAUGAUUUCGGAGCGAUGUCUCUUAACUGAGCGAAGCUGCACCGCGCCGAUCUCGAAAGUAGAGACUGACUCACAUAUCAGAUAGGUGUUCAUGAUUUACCGAAUAGUCGCGUCGGCACGAAAUGCUACCCCUUAUAGUGUGAAGAUAGCUGUAGUGUGAAUGAGUUACCAUAUAUAGAUCGUUUUCACUGUCACGCAACAAAAAAUAAAUUGUCAACCUUCCAGUAGAAGAAAAGAAAAUGAAAUGUUAUAAAAGACUAGUAUAUAAACAAUUUGUCCAAGUCUCAGGUCUUUGUAGCCCACAGUUUCAGUUUUCACGUUCCUUUGUAGAGCUUAGUACGGAGACGCCAUAUUGGUGUACCGUUUUGGUGCACCAAUAUGGCCGCCGGAAAUCAACAAAACAUCUAGAGUUCACUUUUUUUCUAUAAAAGCUCUUCCUUUUUACUCGAGAACUAGCAUACGUGCACAUAAACGUAUGUUCUAAUUCUUGAAAUGGUUAUACUGCUGAAAAUCAAGAGAACAGACUUUUUUUCAAUGAGACAGCUUUCCAAUUUUGGUGUCACACACUGUGAAAACUCGGAAGUUCAAAUUGCUGUAUUUUCGAAAUGAAACAUGCUACGGGACUAGAAACUUCAACCUAGUGUAAAUAAGAAUGCGUAAAACCUCGCUAUUUUGACUUUACAAUUUGAUGAUGUCACUGUGAAAACCAUCUAUAGGUAAUCAAAAGGUGACGCCUUGCGUGAUCUUACCUUUACCUUAAAAUAUAUUAACUCUCUCUCCCUUUCUCUUCCCCCCUCUCUCCAAUUUCCAACGCUCGUCCCUUAUUCUUCAUUAGUGAUUAAUAGUUAACGGUCGCGUUUUGUUUUCUAUGUUUUUUCAUUCGUUUAGCUUCUGGUCCGAAACAGUGUUUUUAUGUCUGGGAACUAAUGCGACCAGCUGCUCGCGCUCAAAGAGUCGGAGGACCCAGAUUUGCGCCACUGAUUCAUUUUCACUCGGUACUUCUCACUGUGGUGCUGCAGUGGGUAAAUAUCAGGAUAGCAAAGGAAAUAUCGUGGAUAACUUUAUUCGGGGAUGCAUUAACUGUGCUGGUAGGAAAAUAAUUUUACCCUUUGCCCAGAAUGAUUGUUGUUACGCUAAUUAUUCUGAUUAAUUCGAGACUUGAAACUCGUUAAUUAAAAUAAGUUCGCAUAUUGAGAAUGGCUUUACAACGGCGCUGAAACAGACUUUUUUACACUCAUUUUUUACCCGACAGAUGAUGUGAGAAUAUUUCAAUAUUGGCAAUGCAAUAGACAAAACAUGUUUUUUUGGACAGGAAUUAUAUUUACAGUUGACUCUCUCUUAACAAAUUUUAAACUUAAAACAUUAUGUUUUGCAAAUAUAAUUCAUUACUUUAUUUUUGUUUUCUUUCUUUAUUUUUUCUAUCACUUUUCCUGCCGUAAGGAUCAGUUUACUGUUUUAAGUUUAAAAUUUGGUACUCAAAGAUUUUACUGAUCCAUGUCAAGAGCCAUAAUAGGACAGAGAGGCAGUCUAAGGGCGUUGGCUGGGAUAUCUUAAUUUCAAAAAAGUGAAUUUUUAGAACUAUGCGGACCACGCGGAAACAGUUUCCGGUAAACUGUUUGACUUCCGGAAGACUCGCUUUCACGAUUCAGCGCCCUCUCUGUCCUAUUAUGGCUCUUGUCCAGGUCUACUAAAGAUCAGGCUGACCCUCACUAGUUUGGGGUUGUGGUUUUUCUCUCACGAGUGUUUCUCUCUUAACAGAUACACCUAUGGCAUCGCUGUAAAACGGACACCUAGAGUUGGUCCCUACCUUUCUUUACUCCCUUUAAUUGACUCUCUAUAAGACGGACAUCUCUCAAAAAGUUGCUUAUUUUCCACUAACGCGUUUUCGCCUACGCACGUUAACGCACGUAAAUUUUAAUCCAUGACGUGAAUAAUAUAGAGCAAGAUAAAAUGUGCUGAGCUUAAACGAGAAGUUGAGCGAGGUUCAACCUUUUGCGCUUACGAGCGACCUUCCAUACAUUGUCUCUAUUUUAUUCACCCGCGUAAAAUUUACGUGCGUACGUACGGAAAAAUUACGCGACAGUGGAAAUCCAAGCUAAGACGGACACUAAGUGUCCGCCUUAGAAAGAGUUGACUGUAGCUAAUUAAUUAAGGUUAGGAGACAGGAGGUUCUCAGCUAAAACGAAUAUAAAAAGUUUUUUGUUAUUAUUCCCUUUUAAUAAAUUCAACAGAAGUCUACUUUUUUUUUUUCGUUUUUGACCGAUGAUUACAGAUAAGAAAGCGGCUUGUGCGGCUGUGGGUGGUUUUCUCAAGGGAGACAGAAGGCAAAGUUUGA